UCAAAGCAGACAGACCAGCGCGUGUCGUCGCUCACAAAAUAUUGUUUUCAAAUUUAUAAUUUCACACACAUUUUGUUUAAAAAUACAAGUUUGAUAGUGACAAAAUGAUUAUUGAGAUACUGAUUUUUAUUGUGACGUUCGUGGUUGCGUAUUAUUUGUAUGUGUAUAAAAGAAAUCACUGGUUUUUCGAAAAGAGAGGUAUUAAGUAUGUACCCGGGGUGCCUAUAUUCGGCAAUGUAUAUGAUACUAUGCUUCUGAAAAAGCACAUGAUAGACAGCAUUGAUGAUGUCUAUAAAGCAUUUCCUGAUGAAAAAUACGUCGGUUUCAUUGAUGCGAUAGAUCCAAUUAUAAUGAUAAGAGACCCGGAAAUCAUCAAAAACAUCACAGUGAAGGAUUUUGACCACUUCGUCAACCACAAAGUGUUCUUUCAGGAGGAAGCAGAGCCUUUAUUUGGCGGGAGUCUUAUACAGAUGAAAGGAGAAAAAUGGAGAGACAUGCGAACAACUUUAAGCCCAGCAUUUACAGCGUCCAAAAUGAGACUAAUGAUACCAUUCAUGUUUGAAGCUUGCAAGAAUAUCAUAGACGAUCUUAAAGAAAGAGUCAAAACAGAUGAUGAAACAGAUGUUGAAGAUCUUAUGCGUCGGUAUACCAAUGACGUCAUCGCAUCAGCCGGCUUCGGCCUCCAAGUGAACUCGGUGAAGGAGAGAGACAACGAAUUCUUCAUCAUGGGCCGUGAUAUCUUCGUUUUCAAUACGUUCCAAAAGAUCAUAUUCUUUUUUUCCACGCAAAUACCCUGGUUGUUCAAGGCGUUGAAUAUCAAAGUGUUCCCGCAGAAAACGAUGAAUUUCUUCAGAAAUUUAGUGAGAACCACCAUUGAAUCCAGAAAUACCAACAAAGUGUACAGACCUGACAUGAUUCAGUUGCUGAUGGAGGCGUCCAAAGGGAAACUGACCAGCACAGAUGCAGAUGACGGAGAAAGUGUUGGAUUUGCAACCACGCAAGAAGCCUUGAAGCCACGAGGUGUCGCUAGAGAAUGGACCGAAGAUGAACUGAUUGGUCAAGUCUUCAUCUUCUUUGUGGCCGGCUUUGAGAGUUCUGCCGGGGCUCUGACCUUGAGCAUCCACGAGCUGGCGCUGAACCCUGAAGUUGAGGAGAAGCUGUACCAGGAGUGCAGACAAUUCAAGGAGACUGAGAAUACAUUGACGUUCGAGAAUGUGGGGCAGCUGAAAUAUUUGGACUGUGUUAUUAAUGAAACAAUGAGAAAAUGGGCUGUAGCACUUAUAAUGGACAGAACUUGUACCAAGCCUUAUGAGCUGCCUCCGCCUAGGGAGGGCGGGAAACCAGUUCUAUUGCGACCCGGCGACGUCGUCUACAACAUGGUGAACUGCAUCCACAUGGACAAGCAGUACUUCCCGAACCCCGAGGUCUUCGACCCUGACAGGUUCUCCGAUGAGAACAAACACAACAUCAAACCAUUCACUUUUAUGCCGUUCGGUAUGGGACCAAGAAAUUGUAUCGCUUCAAGGUUCGCUUUACUGGAGCUCAAAGUGCUGUUGUACAAUCUGAUUGUGAACUUCAAAAUUAAGAAAUGUAAGAAAACCCUGGAUCCUAUUGUGUUAAACCCUGGAGACUUCAACAUCAAGGUCCAUGGAGGGACUUUUGUGAAACUGGAGUUAAGAGCGUGAUUCGUUAAAAUCACUUAAUUUUGAAAGGUGGAAUGUUAUUUUUAACUAGAUAAUGCAGCUAUGUCCAAAUGAAAAAAAAAAUAUGGUUCCUGUUUUCGUAGAAAUAUAUAAAAUUUUCUGUAUGAAGUACACUUUUAGCAUUAAGUUUACCUACAAUAGGUGUUAGAUACGGCGCAAUAAAUAUUUAGAUCAAUUAAUUAAAUUUAGGGGAUUCCCCUCUUCAGGAAAUUUCAUGCCAAAAUUUAAGUUUUUUUUGCCCAGUAGUUUUGGCUAUAUGUUGUCAUCAGUCAGAAACACAUUCCCAGUUUUAUAAUAUUUUUAGCGAUGAAUCUGAACUACUUUUUAUGUCUCAAUUUUUAAGGCAUCAAAGCGUUCGGUAGAACUGAUUUGGAUGUAAAUGUAAUUUGUUUUUAAAUUCACAUGUAUUGUAAAAUUUAA
Amyelois transitella is the source of this 2123-nucleotide messenger RNA. RefSeq names its product cytochrome P450 9e2-like. Gene Ontology annotation, molecular function: iron ion binding; monooxygenase activity; oxidoreductase activity, acting on paired donors, with incorporation or reduction of molecular oxygen. The coding region runs from base 105 to 1685 and encodes 526 amino acids. The transcript is spliced from 10 exons. Lineage: Eukaryota; Metazoa; Arthropoda; Insecta; Lepidoptera; Pyralidae. The record is from RefSeq and is marked validated.